Molecule: messenger RNA, 998 nt
Organism: Oryza sativa Japonica Group (Japanese rice)
Lineage: Eukaryota; Viridiplantae; Streptophyta; Magnoliopsida; Poales; Poaceae
Source: RefSeq, a predicted model, not a curated record
UCCGGCGAAAACGAGAGCAACGUUUAACGCCGGGUUUGUUUUUUCCCACCAAAAAGCGGCAAACAUUUUCGAUGGAUCGGCAGGCGUUUUGUCCGACAACUUUUGGGUUUCUCGAUCGAGAAGCACAAGGGGUUUGAAGCAGCAGUACAGACCGAGACGCAUGGAAAAGGAGGAGACUGGUGCAGGUAGGCCUGAAUUCGCCGCGCGUACGUUUCGUCUUCGGCCUCGUCUCGGCGUGUGCUCCUUAAUUAAACCACUGCAUGCAUGCACCCACCCACCAUGGUCUAUGGCAUUCGUAACGGAUUGAACGCCACCGGCUCGACCGCCGAUGCCCAAUGGGCCUCUCCGCCGCUCGCCUCAGCCGCUUCGCCGUCGUCGUCCUACUCCUCUGCCUGUGCGCGCCCUUCUGCAAGCCAGAGCCAGAUGGUGACGUGCCGAUCGACCCCUUGCCGGGCUUGCCAUCGAGAUCCCUGCGCUGCUUCGACGACGGCCAGGUGUACAGCUGCUGCGAGGGCGCGUACAGGCUGAACCCGUCGGGGGUGAUCGCCGUGCCGCCCGGGGAGGUGGACAGCUACUGCGGCGGGGCGUGCGUGGUGGAGACGGAGGACGUGCUCAACUGCGUGGCGAGCGCGCUGGACGGCUUCCGGUUCUUCAACGGCGCCUCCGUCGAGGACGCGCGCUACGCGCUCAGGAGGGGAUGCAGCCACACCAUCAAGAGAGGGGACUUCAACGACUUGGAGCCGCAGAUGGGAGACUACCCGGACAUCUACGGCGACAACAGCAGCGACGGCGGCGAGGACAACGCCGCUUCGCCGCGUUUGCUCGCGUUUCUUGGCGCCGCCGCCGCCGCCGCAUGGCUGCUGCUCUUUGGUCGCUGAGCAGGUUGCAUCGGCGGCCUUAAAGACUGACGCUGUCAUGCUACUCCGUACUGAUCAGGCCUACUCCGUACUGAUCAGGCCGGUUUUAACGGUGUUAAUUCAGUGCUGAUUUUGCUCUCA